This is a messenger RNA of Monodelphis domestica (gray short-tailed opossum), 1211 nucleotides long. RefSeq names its product ER membrane protein complex subunit 7 (gene EMC7). The record is from RefSeq and is a predicted model, not a curated record. NCBI's taxonomy places the organism in Eukaryota, Metazoa, Chordata, Mammalia, Didelphimorphia, Didelphidae. Gene Ontology annotation, molecular function: carbohydrate binding. Gene Ontology annotation, cellular component: EMC complex.
UUCCUUGCGCAGUUCGUUCCAGAGUCACAGAACAAGUUCCGGCGCGAGGUGAUGACAUCAGAAAGCCGGUUGGCGGAGGCUGCUGGGACACUGAUAGUAGAGAGAAGUCGAUGCUUCCGGCCAGCCUCCCCCCCGCCCCCAGGACGGUUGUCAUGGCUGCCGUGCAGUGGGGUCUCGUCUCGGUCCUGCUGCUGUUGCUACCCGCCUCUACUCAGUGUUCGGAGGGGGCGGGGGCGGCCUCCGAGGGACCGGGUGGGAGCGGGGGCGGCAUUGGGGAGCGCUUUAAGAUAGAGGGGCGAGCAGUGGUACCGGGAGUGAAACCUCAGGACUGGAUCGCCGGGGCCCGAGUAUUGGUGGACGGUGAGGAGCAUGUCGGCUUUCUCAAGACAGAUGGAAGUUUUGUGGUUCAUGACAUACCUUCUGGUUCUUAUGUUGUUGAAGUUAUAUCCCCAGCUUAUAGGUUUGACCCCGUCCGGGUGGAUAUCACUUCAAAAGGAAAAAUGAGAGCAAGAUAUGUUAAUUACAUUAAGACAUCAGAAGUGGUCAGGUUACCCUAUCCUCUUCAGAUGAAAUCUUCUGGUCCACCUUCCUACUUUAUAAAAAGGGAGUCCUGGGGUUGGACGGAUUUUCUGAUGAACCCAAUGGUCAUGAUGAUGGUACUUCCAUUACUGAUAUUUGUGCUUCUACCGAAAGUUGUCAACACAAGUGAUCCUGACAUGAGACGGGAGAUGGAGCAGUCAAUGAACAUGUUGAAUUCCAAUCAUGAGCUGCCUGAUGUUUCGGAGUUUAUGACAAGACUCUUCUCUUCAAAAUCCUCCAGCAAGUCCAGUAGUGGUAGCAGUAAGACAGGCAAAAGUGGGGCUGGCAAAAGGAGGUAGUUAGGUGGUCCAAAGCUGGCAUUUGCACAAAUACUCGAUGACACUGGGUGGCAUCCAAGUCUUGAGGGAGAACUUCACAAAGCAACUACUGUAAACUUGAACCAACCUGAAAGUUGCCCUCUUGCAACUGUUGUAUGUGAUGUAACUUUUUAGCUCAUUUAAAACUGUUUGGUACUUGGUACGCUAAAGAUAACCCAGAUCCCAUCCUUUACCAUAUGAGGUCAAUAUUGAUGUCACUGAAUUAAUUACAGUGCCCUGUAGAGAAUGACAUAAAUAAACUAAAUUAUAUGAAGUGCUAUACAUUAUGUAUAAUAAAAUAAGUCUUAAUCCAGA